This is a messenger RNA of Phytophthora infestans T30-4, 642 nucleotides long. RefSeq lists its product as uncharacterized. The coding region runs from base 1 to 642 and encodes 213 amino acids. NCBI's taxonomy places the organism in Eukaryota, Oomycota, Peronosporomycetes, Peronosporales, Peronosporaceae. The record is from RefSeq and is a predicted model, not a curated record. The transcript has 3 exons.
AUGUCGACGCUCACGUCCGCACAACUACACGUCAAACGUAGCUCCACACGCCUCCACGCACCACCUGGUGGUGCCUCCAGUCUCUCCUUUGGCUGCGGGGGCCUUGGCACUGCUGAGCCAGCAGAACAAGACCCUGGUAAGGAUGACCCUGUGUACUCCCGCCCGAAGAGCAAUAAUCGGUACACGCCCCCGACAACCAGCUUCAGCGAUAACAACAACAAUGCACCUGGAGGCUACCCUGGCUACUCGUCAACGCAAUCUGAGCCGCUCUCGUACAACAACUUCGCCCCGUUACAGCAAUCGUACCAACAGCAGCCUCAGCCAUACCAGUAUCAAGCUCCUUACCACCCCACCACCCAAAACAAUUACAACUACGGCAACGACAAAUUCCCUGACCCGAUCCACCUUAACAACAACGGGUUCCUAGGUGGCCGUCCUCCGUCCUCCACGCCCAGUUCUCGUUCGAGUACUAGAUCCAGUUCCAGCUCGAGAUCCUGGGGCUCUCAACCUCCUCUCACAUCCUCGAAGCGGGACCAAAACUGGGAGAAAAAACGACGACAAUGGCUGGCGCGGCACCACAGCAACAAUGGCAGCAACUAUGGUGACCGGGGACGCUUCAUGUUCGGGCACUUUCGUGUUUAA